CUCGGGGCCAGCAAUUGGUUAGUCAGACCUUAGUCAUCACUGCGCCAGGAGCGUUGCACUCACCGGGAACAUCUCUCGCAGCUACUGCUCUGUACUAUGUUAUAUCUACUCCGUAUAUAUUCUUUGAUGUUGAUAGCUCCAAUCACUUAAUGCUCCGGGCCCGGUUAUUGCGAUUGUCGAUAUCCUGAGGCUAGGAUCAGUAAUUAGAGAUGAUGCCAUGCGGCUCUACAACUAACUGCCAACAACAAUAAGCUUCCAGCCCGGCAAAUGCGUAAGAUUUUUAUCCUGGCCAGGAGUCACAGUGUAAAACAGGAUACUGGUAAAUAACUGGACAGCAUACCCUUGAUCUCGUCCCUGUAUCUCCAAUAAAUGCGCCCUUUCUUUGGGUAACGCCGGAGAUGGACAUUUUGUGGCCGAAUCUUGGCAUCGUCACAAUUCCGAAACCGCUGUGGCCGUGCAGCUUAUCCAACAAACGCCAAUCCUGUACAACUCAAUAAGCAACGAAAGGUCUGUUGCAGAAUACGCCCAUUCAUCACGAAUUUAGAGCUUCUCAACGGAAGGGCGUAGAGUGUAGGGCGGCGAAGGGCGGACGGGUUAUGUGGGCUGUGGCUUGGUUGAGCAAUUGAGAUACGAGACCGAUUUACCCCGCCUAAUAUACAUUCAGGACGAGAAGCAGGAAUAGAGCAGAAGAAAAGGCUCGCGAUACUACAUUUACCCCUUUUCUAUCCAGGAGAUUAAAUUGCGAACUAUCACAAUGGUAAAAAUUACACCAUUCGUCCUUGAGGAUUACCUCAACGUCAACGGCCCCAAGGCUAAACACAACAUCACUAGCUCUUGCGCCCUCCCCAUCCCCUUCAGAGAGCUCAAACUACUCUCCGACAAUCCAUCCGCCUCCACCAACGACGAAAAUGGUAUCAUAUCCGCAGACCUCCUUUCCAGAAACAUGGACUAUGGCCCACCAUGUGGCACAGAGAAGCUCCGCAACCGCCUAGCCGGUCUAUACUCGGUCAAGCUCUCAACCACGCUCUCGGCAGAGAAUGUACUCAUAACACCAGGCGCAUCGCUGGCGAAUUUCCUGAUAUUCUACGGCCUGUGCAGUCGUGGUGAUCAUGUUAUAUGCCACUAUCCUACGUAUCAGCAGCUGUAUACGCAGCCCGCUGCGUUGGGGGCGGAGGUUAGCUUGUGGAGGACGAAAGGGGAGGAUAACUGGCGGCUAGAUAUUGACGCGUUGAAGGGCAUGAUUGAGGAAAAUACCAAGUUUAUUGUGAUUAACAAUCCCCAAAAUCCCACCGGCGCCAUAAUCCCACGCUCAACGCUCGAAUCCAUCAUCGAAGUCGCGCGCGAACAUUCUAUAACCGUCAUCAGCGACGAAGUCUACAGACCCCUCUUCCACUCCAUCACACCUGCCGACCCGGAGUUCCCACCAUCAAUGAUGUCCCUAGGCUACGAGAACGUGAUCGUCUCCGGAUCAAUGUCAAAAGCCUACUCCCUCUCCGGCGUCCGGGUCGGCUGGCUCGCUUCGCCCAACGUUGACUUGGUGCGGGCAUGCGAGUCCUGGCGCCCUUACACGAUGAUCUCAGUAAGCCAGCUGGACCAGGAAAUCGCCCACUACGCGUUGGACGAGGGGUGUUUGCAUAACCUGCUCAAGCGCAAUAAUGGGCUCGCGCGGCAUAAUCUAGGGUUGUUAGAGGGGUUUAUUGAGCAGCAUCGGUGGGCGUGUGAGUGGGUGAAGCCUGUGGGUGGGACUGUGGCUUUUGUGAGGUUUUCAAAGAUGGGGAAGCCAGUGGAUGAUGUGGAGUUUUGUGAGAAGUUGCUGGAGAAGGAAGGGGUGUUGGUUGUGCCGGGGAGUGUAUGUUUUGGGAAUGGGGUUGGGGAUGGGGAUGGGGAUGUGAAGGAUUAUAGGGGUUAUGUGAGGAUUGGGUUUGUUAUGGAGACACAGGCGUUGGAACGGGCGCUUGAAGGCUUGAAGGGGUUUUUGCAGGAUGGGUUCGAGAAUGUGUCUGUUAGCAAGUAAGGACAUAUAGUGUGGAAUUGUUAUGAGAGUGGUUAGUUAUCUGGUAGAUUCGAUAAACGAUCGUAUGCCUCUCGCCAUAGACGCCUUCAUUCAUUGAAUAAUGUAUUAUUUAUUGUAGUCCCUGAGCAAAUACCAUCACAUUCGAGAAUUUCCCCGCCACAAGGAACUUGGAAGGUCGACAUGCUGCGAGCCCAGGUCCGGCUUUCCGAGCCGCUUAAGGCCCGCAUUGUUGCUCUGUGAUGCCUCGGUGCGGGGGAUGCUGCGAUAAGCUCGACUCGGUAUUUCUUCUAAAAAGGCUAGUUAUUUAGUUAAACUAAUUGUUGUUAGUUUGAGCACAACGGAACAACAAAUCCCUAUAAAAC
Blastomyces dermatitidis ER-3 is the source of this 2376-nucleotide messenger RNA. RefSeq names its product aminotransferase. Gene Ontology annotation, molecular function: pyridoxal phosphate binding. NCBI's taxonomy places the organism in Eukaryota, Fungi, Ascomycota, Eurotiomycetes, Onygenales, Ajellomycetaceae. Gene Ontology annotation, biological process: biosynthetic process. Bases 755 to 2014 code for a protein of 419 amino acids. The record is from RefSeq and is a predicted model, not a curated record. The transcript is spliced from 3 exons.